Molecule: messenger RNA, 2503 nt
Organism: Hyposmocoma kahamanoa
Lineage: Eukaryota; Metazoa; Arthropoda; Insecta; Lepidoptera; Cosmopterigidae
Gene: Pxt
Product: chorion peroxidase
Exons: 14
Coding region: 1-2076 (691 amino acids)
Biological process (GO): response to oxidative stress
Molecular function (GO): peroxidase activity; heme binding
Source: RefSeq, a predicted model, not a curated record
AUGUCGGAAUCUGACCUUAAGCUCCGGUCGUCAUCAUCAGUCAGCAUUGAAGACGCGAAGUCCGCUCAUCACCAGUCACAUUUGAAGCUAGCGAAGUGGAUGAACAAAGCUGAUCAACUGCUGCAGAAGCCAGAGCAUACUCUUGUCAAUGUCAGCUCGCCCAGCUUUGCACACCAUUUGUCAUUAGUCACGCAUGACAAGCGUGCAGAGGAGCUGGGUCGCGGCGGUCUACUCAAUCUUUUCGCUGCACAACAGCUAAAGGCACGACAGGCCGUUUCCGACGACGAGCUGGCUUUGGAUCUAACUGAUCACACUGAGGGUCCAUUUUGCCCCCCACCACCGCGCUGUCCCAGUCCACAAAGCCGGUACCGAAACAUAGGCGGCGAAUGCAACAACCCUGCCUUUUCCACAUGGGGCGCUGUCAACACCGGGUUUGAAAGGCUCCUACCUCCUGAUUACAGUGAUGGUAUAUGGGCUAUAAAAGCUUCCACCUCAGGGCUCCCACUGCCGUCGCCCCGUUGGAUCAGUAACUCUUUGAUUCUGGAGGGCAACUUCCCCAGCAUCUCCCACAGCCUCAUGUUCAUGCAGUUUGGACAGUUUAUCGCCCACGAUAUUAGCGCAGGCGUGGUUUUUACUAUUGGCAACGGCAGCGCAAUAUCCUGCUGCUCUAACGAAGGCGAAGGGUUCCUCCCUCCAGAGCUGCAGCAUUGGGCUUGUGCACCCAUCUCAGCAGACCCUAAAGACGCUUUUUAUGGACAGUUUGGACACAAGUGCCUCAACUUUGUUAGAACUCAAAUUGCGCCUGCCAGUGAUUGCUCAGUUGGAUAUGCCAAACAGAUGAACGGUGCUACCCAUUUCCCGGAUCUCUCCCACCUAUACGGCAGCACUGAAGAAAAGUCAAAGGCAUUAAGAGCUCCAGGAGGCUUGCUGAAAGCCUUCAAUGAUUAUGGAAGAGAACUGCCUCCGCUGACGUCAAGAGAGGAGUGUCUUGCUGUGAAGGAAGGAGCUGCUUGUUUUGAUUCUGGAGACAACCACGGCAACCAAAUCAUCUCACUAACAGUCCUGCAUACACUGUGGACUCGAGAACACAACCGCAUUGCACGCGCUUUGGCUCGAAUCAAUCCAAAUUGGAACGAAGAGACUGUCUUCUGGGAGGCCAGAAGGAUAGUACAGGCAGAGUUCCAGCACAUUAUUUACAAUGAAUGGCUACCAUUAUUAUUGGGUCCCCGACUAAUCCAGCUGUUUACCCUGGCUCCAUCUCUCGGUUACUCUACGGCGUAUGAUCCUCACGUUAACCCAUCGCUCACUGCAGAGUUCUCCACAGCCGCCAUGCGAUUCGGACAUUCCCUUGUCGAUGGGAAGAUCACGGUUCCCAAUGCAAAGACAGGUGACGUAUACGAGACUAUAUCCAUUCCCGAAGUGAUGUUCCAGCCGUCGAGGUUACGGCUGAGACAUUUCCUGGACCGUAUACUCACUGGGUUGGCUUGGCAGCCUAUGCAGAGCGUUGAUCCCUUUGUUACAGAAGGACUAACCCGUUACUUGUUUCACGGCGGCAACCCGUUCGGUAUAGACUUGGCCUCAAUUAACAUACAGCGCAGCCGGGAUUGGGGUGUUCGCUCGUAUAACGAAUACCGUCGACUCAGUGGUGUGCAGCCUUACUUGGACUUUGAACAAUUUAGCCCAAAUACAGCCCAACGACUCGCCAAUGUCUACUCCACACCAGAAGACAUAGACCUCUGGGUGGGUGGUUUGCUAGAGGAACCAAUAGAAGGCGGUGUGGUGGGGAUUACAUUCGCGCAGAUCAUCGCUGACCAGUUCUCUAGGUUGAAAAGGGGUGAUCGUUAUUUCUAUGAAUAUGGACCUAAUGUCAAUCCUGGAGCUUUCACCCCGAGUCAACUGGAAGAAAUAAAGAAGGUGUCAUUAUCACGUAUUGUGUGCGACAACAGGGAUGGCAUUGAGUUAUUUGCACAACCGCCUAACGCCUUCCUCAGAGCUGACCUUCCGGAGAAUAAACCCGUGCCCUGCGACAGCGCUGCCAUACCGGGAAUGGAUCUUAAUAGAUUUAAAAUUCUUUAACUUUUAAUAACUUUGGUUUCUAGCUUCAAAUAAUGUAACAAAAAUAUCAAAUUGCUCUAUAAUAGAAAAUAAUUCCAUGUUAUACCGUAAUUCUCAACUUAGUACAGAAAGAAAUUGCGCAGUUUAAGAUUUUGAUUGUUUGGAUGGAACGUUUUCAAACAUUCUUUAAGCUUAUCCGCUGUCAAAAGGAAACAGUAUUGAAUGUAUUUUUGAAUAGCAAAUUUAGGUUAAAAUUCUAUAGCAUUCAUUUUUGUUUACUUCUUCUCUCUCUCAAUUCUGCUCUUCUCUAUUUUUUAAGCGUUGGCUUCUCGUACAUACUUGCUUUUAAUAUUAAUAUAUUACAUUAGGUUGAUUUUUUACAACAGCGAUCUAUUUCGUAAUGGUUUUUUCUGAUUUUGCAUGUUUUGUAACCUAUUGUACAAAAAUU